Sceloporus undulatus (fence lizard) is the source of this 414-nucleotide messenger RNA. RefSeq names its product ATP-binding cassette sub-family C member 9-like. The record is from RefSeq and is a predicted model, not a curated record. The coding region runs from base 113 to 403 and encodes 96 amino acids. Lineage: Eukaryota; Metazoa; Chordata; Lepidosauria; Squamata; Phrynosomatidae. The transcript is spliced from 3 exons.
CUUGUGUGUCGGCUUCUUCUAGCAGAGCAGAUCGCUGUCGUCUGAAUGAUAACGGUCACACCCAAAGAAGUUUUGUGUGGCAUUUUCUGUCUGGGUGUGUGUGUAUUUGUGUAUGGGAAGUACACCUGUUUCAACAGAAGAAAUGAAAGUCGCAUUUUGUGGCAAUGACAACCCUUCUGCCUACAAUAUGAGUGGAGGCUUCUUAAGUAAUGUCUGCUUUCUGGAUGCCCUCAACUUGGUACCCCAUGUUUUCCUCUUAUUUAUCACCUUUCCUAUAUUAUUCAUUGGAUGGGGAAGUCAAAGCUCCAAAGUUCAGAUCCAUCACAACAAUGGCUUCACUUCCUGGACACAAUUUGCGGUGGAUUUGACGUUUACCUCCUGUUUGUGCAUGUAUGCGAAAUAGGGGAAGGCAUC